This is a messenger RNA of Sitophilus oryzae (rice weevil), 1279 nucleotides long. RefSeq lists its product as uncharacterized. Bases 346 to 1026 code for a protein of 226 amino acids. NCBI's taxonomy places the organism in Eukaryota, Metazoa, Arthropoda, Insecta, Coleoptera, Curculionidae. The transcript has 7 exons. The record is from RefSeq and is a predicted model, not a curated record.
AUUUCGGAUCUUCGCUUUGCUAUAGAAUUCGAGUUCGAAAAUUUUACGCGAAUAUCGCGAAGUUGUGAUUGUAAAGAGAUUUUGUUAGAGUUAACUUUUAGACGUUAAUUCGGAAUUAAAAAAAGCAGUCGUCGUGCGAGCCGCGUAAUUCACAGUGCGGCGCGUUGCAUGUAGUGCAGUGUUUUCUAGUUCCUCGAAAAUCUGGCACUUUCGGAACAAAAGAAGCAACCGUUAGUUGUUGGAAACUUUAAUUACUGUCUGGGCAAACUUGCAGCCAGAUGGGCAAAGUAAAAAAGUUCCUUCGCUCACCGAGAAAACUAAUUGCCUGAGACCGAUCUCCGGGCGAUGUUUCCCACUUUCGGACCCAACCUCGUCGGCAUUGGCGUCGAUGGCAGCGUUUCGUCGCGUAACGCUCCCUCCUCAAGGAAUUCCAGGUCCUGCGAGGGUUUUUGCGACAGGGCCUUCGACUGCCUGGUGUAUUUCACGCGGUUCUGUGGCAUCCUGACUGCUAUCGUAUUGGCUGGAGUUGGAAUAGACUUUUUAUAUCAUCAACGAUACCCUGGAUAUUAUAUAAUAUCAUUUUCAAUAUUCGUCUUUAUUGCAGAAAUUUUAUGGGUCGUCACACUAUUUUUAAAAGUUAGUAUAAGAGCCGAUCACAAAAUAUGGAGGAUAUGGAAAUACGUCAUGCUAAUGGACGACUGGAAGAAGAGCCCAUUCUACGUACUGAUAGGCCUCAUGACCUUGUACAAACCCUAUAAACUAUGGCUGGUGUAUUUGGCUGGAGGCUUGGCCAUCUCCUUAGCCAUUCUGCACAUCGUGACAUCGAUAUGCCAGAAGAUCCACAGAAGAAAACGGAAGAGAAAGGAACACAGAUUUGGGCAUGGCGAUUUAGAUAGUUUGGAAAGCAGUAAAUUUGAAGAAGUAACAGAAGUCUUGGACGAUGGUAUGCCAGAACCCAUUGCUGGUAGUAGCGUGUCUCUAUCGGACAGUUUGCAUACUGAACAAGAUACUAUUCUUGAAAUUUGACCAGAAGUACACCAACCACCAGAUCUAUAUAAGCACAUCAUAAACUGCACGCAUUGGAACGAAACAGAUCCCUGCAGCCAGGAUGUAGCAUUAAUUUUGUAAAUACAGCUAAUAUAUUCAAAUAUAUGUUUAUUGUCAAUAAAAUGUCCUUUAUUGUAAAUUAUUGCAUCUUAUUAAUACUUUCAACGUAACCUAUAAGUUGUGUUCUGCAUAACAUAUCUAUUAUUGUUACGCAUUUAUUUGUUAAAAUGUA